Messenger RNA from Daucus carota subsp. sativus, 1741 nucleotides. Its product is annotated as zinc finger CCCH domain-containing protein 62. Bases 118 to 1533 code for a protein of 471 amino acids. NCBI's taxonomy places the organism in Eukaryota, Viridiplantae, Streptophyta, Magnoliopsida, Apiales, Apiaceae. The transcript has 9 exons. The record is from RefSeq and is a predicted model, not a curated record.
CUAAAAAUAUGUAAUGAAAAUCAUAACUUAUUAUAAAUCAUGUAUAAAUAAGGCAAUGACAUUUCAAUUUACAGAACACAAAGGGGCAAGAAUUGAUUUUGAUUUUGGGCGAAAAACAUGUGUGACACAAGAGGUAAAAAGCGAGCUUUCAUUACGAUUUCAUCGGACAAAGACGACGAUGAUUGUUAUCAAGACAUUAGCAGCUCCACUUCCUGUGAUGAUGAUGAUGAUAAUGUUGGUGAUGAAGAGAGUGGCUCUGAGUUCGAGGAAGAUGUUUUGGAUUCUUCAGCAGCUUCUGAUGAUGAUAAUUUUUGCAAUGCUGAUGAUGGAGUGGACAAGGAAGGGGAUAUCUGCAACAAAGUGACUCGCCUACUCGAAGAAGGGAGUCAGUUAGAAGAGCUAAAUCUAUUUGAGUGCAAAACUUAUUUGCGGAAACUUAAACUGAGAUUGUCUGGCACUAAGGCAGAGUGCAUUAACAGAAUCAAAGAGUAUUGGAGGAUUAAAGAUGGAAAUGGUGAAGCCCUAUAUCCUAGAUCAUCCUUUGACAUUAACUGCACCGGUGAUGUUUGUAAAGGUGACAUUGUUUUGUUUACGCAGAAAGUAUACCAGAAGUUUGACAAAAUGAGGCGGAGUGGCAAUAUUCUAGGGAAGAGAACUAUUGCAGGCAGAAUUACCAAGGAAAGUUAUGGUGCAGCCAAGCAGCAACAUACAUUCACGGUGGAAGUGUUUUGGAGUAAAGGGAUUAAGAAACUGGCUCCUCUUUCUCCGUUGCUUGUAAAGGGUCGAAAUCUCUAUAAGAUGAGGACAUACAGACGGUGUUGGAAGAAUGAAUCAGAAAGAUUGGUAGUACUUGCUGAAAAACAUAAACGGGGAGCUGCAGCAAGAGAAGUGAGAGCUAGGAAGAAAUUGAAGAGAUCUUCUACAAAAGCCAGUAAAAAGGAACUGAGGAUUGGAGGAGGCGAAAAUUGUCAGAAGGCAUUCAACUAUCAACUAUCUCAAACAAGUCAGAGUAUUGACGCUGACAAAACAAGGGGUGUUCGCCAACAUCAAUACACUCAACUAAGGAAUGUCAUGGAAAAUGAUCACCAUAAGAACUCUCUUAGCAUUGGACGAAGGGAAUCAAAUCAAUUAAAUCAGUCAAGAAAAUGUGAGCCUGUCAGGAGGCACCAAAAUUUCAAUCACCAUAAUAAAGUCAGAGAUCCCAUAUAUCAGUCAUACACUACUAGUUCCCGAGAUUAUUACCAUACUCGAACAGAAUAUGAACGUCAAAGAGCUCAUUUAGGUUAUCCUUUUGAAAGGACUCAUACGAGGUUACCUCAUUCUAGGCCUUAUGGUGAUGAUCAUACUUUUACUGUAGUGGAGCAUCAGAGGAACAACAAUGGCACUUAUCCUCACUACACUGAUCCAAAUCCUAAUUAUGAUCUUGGCGCAAGGAGUUCCAGCAGAUUGCCCGACUCAAUGAACACCUUCAGACCUUCCCAUCCUUUACCAUACAGAACAUAUGCUUAUGUACACGGGAGAAGAGGAACUUAGGAUUUUGAAUGUGUUUUAAUGUAUGUAUAGACUAUAGUAUUAGAAUUUAAAGCAGCAAACUGGAAAUGCUACUUCCCUUUAGGAAUGUUCGAAGUUUUGACCAUUCAUGAUAUUUUUGGUUUUAGAGUUCCUAGAUUUGUAUCUAGCUUUUGUUGAAGGAAAAUCUUGUUUGAUUACUUCAUGUCAACAAUGUUGUCUUGUACCGUGA